Messenger RNA from Thunnus maccoyii (southern bluefin tuna), 1592 nucleotides. It is a transcript of the gene mpzl3, whose product is annotated as myelin protein zero-like 3. The transcript has 6 exons. The record is from RefSeq and is a predicted model, not a curated record. NCBI's taxonomy places the organism in Eukaryota, Metazoa, Chordata, Actinopteri, Scombriformes, Scombridae. Gene Ontology annotation, cellular component: membrane. Bases 202 to 960 code for a protein of 252 amino acids.
UCUUAGGUAUAUGCUGCUUUUUCCCAGCAAUCCACCAGCUGCACUUCCUGAUACACCUGUUUGUCAGGUAGGACAGUGUGCAGCGCAACGGAGAGUCUGAGUCAUGACAAAAUAGACUAUGGACGGAAUUUUACCGAAGCUUUGACGUAAUUGGGACUUUUUUUGUAUCGUCACGCGAGUGAAACCGUUUUCACAUCUAAAAUGCGUCGACUGCGCCACAGGAUUACCGCUCUGAAUGUUGUUUUGCUGCUGUAUUUGAUCGGUUGUUUCGCCCCUUCCCUAGUCUCCUCCAUCACAGUGAAUACUCCAGCAGAGCUCCAUGCAUCCAAAGGGGACACCGUCACGUUGUCCUGCACUUUCACUUCCACCAGUAGGCCGACCAGUAUGAUGACUGUGGACUGGUCUUACAGGCCCCAGAGUGGAGGACCACCACAGACAUUUUUCCACUUCUCCUCACGGGCGUUCCCUAGUCUUGAGGGUCAGUUUGCUGGUCGUAUCCGGUGGAAGGGAAUCCCUGCACGUGGGGAAGCCUCCAUCUCUCUGAUCAACGCCACGCUGAAUGAUAACGGGACCUACACAUGCUCAGUCAGAAACCCUCCCGAUGUCCACGGGUCCCCGACUUCACACACCGUACUCACUGUCACACCAAAGGCGCCCAGCAUUCGCUUCUCUGAUGUUGCGGUCCUUCUCGCUUUCAUCCUCCUCCCCUCCGCUAUCAUCACCCUCAUUCUGAUUGGACGGAUGCUCUGUCCCAAGAAACAGCACAGCCAAUCGAAAGCCUACAGAUCACCCAUUGAGGUCACCGAGGGAGAGGAGUAUGGCAUCAAUCCACCGGGGGCCAAAGAAAAGAGGGUCUCGUGCUGUGACCUAUAUCUGAUGGACUCAGAGGAUGAGGAUGAGUACUACAACAUAAAAAAGAUGCCUCCUAUAGAUGAAGGCUAUGCUGAGUCUCAGUGCUAGAGAACCCUGCUGGUUGGGAGAUGUAACUGCAACAUGCGGACCCGCUGGUGCCUUUUUUUUUUUUAUGAGAAGUACUGAGCGGAAAUCAGUGCUGGAUUCUUCUUUUCCACAGUCACUCAAUGGUGAUGAAGUUUACUUUUUGUGGUGACCACUGUGGAAUACACAUGAAGAAGUGUAUUUUUUUUUUUUUUACGUCUCUCCAGCAUUAUGAAAUAUGUCAAUAAGGAUUUGCCUUUCGUCUAGAAUCUCUUAAAUUCUCCAAGCCUUGUUAAAAACCAGUCAAUUGUUUUGUUGUUUUUUUUAGUGAGCUAUAUAAAAGCAGAUAUCUAAACCCCUAAGGCUGUGGAUAAGAUAUUUUCUGUUUAUUCUGUCUGUAAAGGUCCACAGCUGAUACUAUUCUGUCAACUUACCCUGUACACGCAAACACAAACACACGGACGAGCACUAUAUCUACUUUAUAUCUUAAACAUUCAUCUAUGUGUCACUUUAAAACUUCUUUUUGUGAAGGAGAUGGAUAUGUUUUGUCUAAUUUAUUGCCUGAGCUGUUGAUGUCUUUGUCGAGCUGUAGUGGAACAUUUCUGUUUUAUCUUUAAUAUUUGGACAGAAAAUAAAUGAUUUGAUUUUGAAUGUCA